AUGCAGAGCCCCAGCAGGACAAAGUGAGCAGAUCCAGAGCUCCUGGCAGGAUGAAGGUGCUCCCGGCUGUCCUGCUCGCCCUGCUGUUGUGCAGGCAACCAGGGAGAGGGCGGGCACAGGAUGAGGAUAAUGACGACUACUUUGGCUAUGACGAGGACGAUGAGGACGACAAGGACGACAAGGAUGAUAAGGACGACGAGGACGACAGGGAAGACGAGGCAGGCAGCGGCGGCAGAGGAUGGCUGCAGUGCUACUCCUGCAAGGUCUUGCAUGAGGAACAAGACUGCAAGGAGAUGCGGAGCUGCCCCCUCAGCCAGCCCUUCUGCAAAACCUUGAGCUCCCAGGGGAAUACUGAGUCGGGUCCUUGGACUACCUACUCCGGGUGGUGUGCAGACACAUGUAAACCUUCCACCAGAGAGGUAGCCGAGAUCCUGAUGACCACAACCUGCUGCCAGACCACCCUGUGCAACAUCCCACCUUGGCAAGGCCUCCUGGCCAGGGGCGCAGGAGACCCCCAGGGCAGCCCUGAAACUGUGGCCGCCGCCUUCCUUUUCAGUCUCCUCACUGGCCUGUGGGCAAUGGCGUCCUGACUGUGGCCGCCCCGCCCGUGUCCCCCCCGCCUGUCUUGUACCCUGGUGGGCCAGCACCCUGUCCAAUCCUCCCCCUCCUGCCCCUCUCAUCACCAGCAGCUCUGGAGAAUAAACUUGG
Messenger RNA from Rhinolophus ferrumequinum (greater horseshoe bat), 708 nucleotides. RefSeq names its product glycosylphosphatidylinositol anchored high density lipoprotein binding protein 1 (gene GPIHBP1). The transcript has 4 exons. The record is from RefSeq and is a predicted model, not a curated record. Lineage: Eukaryota; Metazoa; Chordata; Mammalia; Chiroptera; Rhinolophidae. The coding region runs from base 51 to 590 and encodes 179 amino acids. Gene Ontology annotation, molecular function: acetylcholine receptor inhibitor activity.